AUGGACAUGUUCAGUUUUCCCGGUCACUACAUCCAGGUGAGGCGAGGCCUGGAGUACGACAUCCACCACCCGGAAACCUUUCUUUUCAAAUUCCUCAGCUGUCACGGAGUCAAUGAUGAAGUUGUUAUUAAAAAAUGGGUGCAAGACACCAAAGAUAUUGUCAACCAGCUUAGACACAAGGCAUUUGUGAUGACUCGAUCUGACCUCAGAGUUUACCCCAUCACUAUGCAUAUCAAACUGUACACAAAGCAAGCGGACAACGAGACCAUUGAUGAUGCCCGAUGGCGGGCCAUAAUGCCCAACUCAUCGCAUGUGGAGCUUGGGGAUAAGCUCAUUAAGCUUCUCUCGACUCCCCCGCCUUACAAAUUUCCGAUAGAACUAAAAAAUGACGCUCACCAAAUGAAUUGCGGUACUUGUUCCGGCAAGCUUCGUUUUCUCAACUACAUACUUUUCUUGCCAUGCUCUCAUGCCUAUCAUUAUUCCUGCAUAGCUCAUUGGGCGAAAGGGAAAAUACAAUGUCAGGUGUGCCUCAAGCACGUGGAUUUUCAGACUCUUCUUCAGUGUGCUGUCCUUCGGACGAGAGAUUCUGACCUCAACUAG
Messenger RNA from Striga hermonthica, 600 nucleotides. The record is from the annotation of a GenBank genome assembly. Lineage: Eukaryota; Viridiplantae; Streptophyta; Magnoliopsida; Lamiales; Orobanchaceae.